AUGGGACAGUCUGCUUCUACAGCGCGAGAUCCACCCGACACUGGUUAUCCAGAUCAUCUCACGCCAUUCUCGGCAGAGCGCAACCCUGAUAUGAGGGAUGAAGACAUGAACAACGGACAGGCGGCUGAACAGAACGGAGGAGCGAGCUCCUCAUUUGGGGCGGAAAUACACUAUGAUCAUGACCAGGACAUGUCAUCGGGCCAAUCGUAUGAACAGUCGGAAAGCUGGCAGCAACCCACACGAUUUUCCGGCGGAUACUCGAAUCAGAUGCGGAGCAUCGAAGAAGAGAAUGAUCCUGAAUAUGAGCUUCCCGAUCGAGAGAUGCGCUCGGCAGCUAUUGCCCGCAUGGCGGCAAGAAGACAAUCCACCAUGUCAAGGCUAGGAUCCAGAAUACUACCGAAUUCAGUAAUCCGAGGUCUUCUCAAUAGCCAAGAGGAGACACCUGCAGAGGGUCACGCGCACCGCCAUGGACUGGUAUCAAGACCAACUCCAAGAUCCGAGACAGCUCACAGUAGCAGCCGGUUUAGCCCUUUCAGUGCUCUUGGAUCCAGAGGAGUCACCCGCCGACGUACCACUCGAGCACCUUACUUGAUUCCUCCUCGUGCGGAUCGUAGGGAUUCCAACGUCCUCUCAGAUGCUGCAACUGACUCAAUUAUCGAAUCUACCGCUCAACGGUUACCAGAGCCCGCUCGGACAUCUUGGCGUCGAAGUGCUCGCCUGCACCGCAUGCGACAUUCGUUGCCAACGCCUAUCUCUCACAUGUUCGGGCAGCCGCAGUCCGACAUGUCCUCAUCGCACGAAGAAUCAUCGCACCAAUCUGCGGGGCCGCCUUUCGACGAUAUUCUAUCAAAUCCCAUGGACACUCGCCUGGAUUUCGGUGAACCACUGCCCGAACUGGAUUCAGUGGAACGAGGAGCUCAGAAUGGCGGGCCACUAUCUUCAAAUCAGCCAACUCCUGGCUUAAUGGGGAUGCGCCGGCUGCCUGCUUUAAUGAGAGCACGAUCUGCCCGAUCAUUACGGCGAGAAGAACAGACUCCUCUUUCUCGAGUACUCCAACUUGCUGCAGCUGCCAUCGCGGCUCAGCUUUCUGGGUCCACUGGUCCUGCUCUGCCAAACAUACAAGCUCUUGGGAACGAUGGGCUAGAAGGCUCCCUUGAAAACUUCAUCCAGAGUCUGCAGCACGCCACAUCUGUACAGCCCCAGCCAACAGCGUCGGGAGAAGGAUCGAGUAAUCCGGCGCCCGAAGGGCCAUCGCCACCGGUCAAUUUCCUGAGAGUCUUCCGAUUUUCUAAUUCAGAGUCUCCGCUUGGCCCUAAUCCCGCAAAUCCAGCUAAUUCAUCCAACCCCAAUGCAUCCGGCCAGAGCACGAACGGAUCUGAGAAUCAAGGCACCCCAUCCGAUGGGAUGUCUGUUGAUGAGGCCCCAGAGGGGGCCGAGGGACGGACAGUCACAUUGGUUGUUGUCGGCGUCCGAUCAGUUCAAGCGGGUAAUGGAGGCAACGGGGGCAAUGGGGGCAAUGGAGGCAAUGGAGAGCAGGUUCCGCAAGGCCCUGGCGGUCCAGGGCUAGAUGCUCUUCUUGGACUGCCGUUCCUCCCGCCUAACGCUAUUCCGCGCCCCCCAGGUGCAACAGGCGAUCUGACACAGCGACCAGAUGGAAUUGGAGAAAUGAACCCUCCGCGUCCUGCAGUGCCCGGAUUCCGCCCAGCUGGCGUUCCAGAGCCUUUGCGACAGCCAGGUUUAAUACCUUCUCGGAGACUGUCUGAUGCCGGAACCCGUCCAGGGUAUUCAUCAUUCCCCUCUUCUGUCCUCUCCGAAAGUCCGCCUGGUCCUCACCCUCCCCCUUCGACACCCGCGGAACAUGGCAUGUCAGCUGUCUCCUCCGGCACCUCAACCCCGAGCCGCAGGCCUUCCUCCGCGUCGGCCAUGUCGCCAGGUACACUGCCAAACCUGCAUGAGGGAUAUCCUUUGCAACCGACAGUGGAACCUGCGGAAGAGCCAAUCCCACCCAGCGCUACUCGGCAACGGCGAAGAAGCGACUCCGAGUAUGCCCGUCAUCGUGCCCUCGGUUCAGGAUCCGUGCGUCGCAAUGGCAUGGUUGAACCUGACCAGCUACCUCCCAGUGGUGGCCGAAGCUGGUUGAUCUAUGUUGUGGGGACUAACUUAUCAGAGAAUCACCCGGCUCUUACAACCCCGAGUCUCUUCACUGAUAACCCCACAUAUGAGGAUAUGAUUCUGCUAUCGUCACUGCUAGGGCCUGCUAAGCCCCCCGUCGCCUCACAAAACGAUAUCAACUCGGCAGGCGGAUUGUUCCGGCUUGUCGAGUACUCUGGAUCUUUAGUUGCAGAAUCCGUGGAUGGCGCCGGCGCUAUUCAGAUUCAGGACGGAGAACGUUGUCUCAUCUGUCUGAGUGAUUAUGAAGUUGCCGAGGAAGUCCGAGAACUUGGCAAAUGCAAGCAUGUCUUCCACAAGGACUGCAUUGACCAGUGGUUGACUACCGGCCGCAAUUCCUGCCCACUCUGCCGUGGCCAAGGCGUCGUUGAAACCUCCAAUGACGAUAACGCCCCAGCACCUCGAGCUGCUCCUGAACUCGCUCCUGAACCUACUGCUAUCUAA
Penicillium cinerascens is the source of this 2613-nucleotide messenger RNA. RefSeq names its product RING-H2 finger protein. The record is from RefSeq and is a predicted model, not a curated record. Lineage: Eukaryota; Fungi; Ascomycota; Eurotiomycetes; Eurotiales; Aspergillaceae. The coding region runs from base 1 to 2613 and encodes 870 amino acids. The transcript has 2 exons. Gene Ontology annotation, molecular function: ubiquitin protein ligase activity. Gene Ontology annotation, biological process: protein ubiquitination.